Drosophila eugracilis is the source of this 872-nucleotide messenger RNA. Its product is annotated as protein rolling stone. The coding region runs from base 51 to 872 and encodes 273 amino acids. The transcript has 4 exons. The record is from RefSeq and is a predicted model, not a curated record. Lineage: Eukaryota; Metazoa; Arthropoda; Insecta; Diptera; Drosophilidae. Gene Ontology annotation, cellular component: membrane.
GUCAAAGCAAUAACUAGCUUUGGUGGCAGUCCAUCGAAAUAAUCCAAGUUAUGAGUGAUAAGGAUAAAGAGGUCUGCUGUCCCUUGAAGGCGGAGUUUCAACGCUCUAAAUUCUCGCUGUACCAUGAGGAUCCGGGAGUCUUCUGUAGAUCUCAGUGGCAGAAAUCAGAUCGAAAUAUAAUUUGGGUUCUGUAUCGUUGGAUUCUGGCGGCCUUCUUUGCCGCAGGAGUUAUUGGCAGCAUGAGGCAGGACUUUAAUGGAGGUCGUUGGUUUAUAUUCCUCACGGAUUGGGGUUUCACACUGUGCCUAUUUACCUGCACGUAUGGCGCUGUAAUCUCUACUAUUUACUACUUUAAUCAAGCUUAUUUUGCGCCUGGUGAUCGAUCUCUUAAGGUUUACUGGAUCUCGCACUAUACGGCUUCAGUCCUCUCCAUGUUAAUUACCACAGUUUUCUGGGCUGCGCUUUCCUCUACAAUGCCCGAAAUAGCUGGGGAGCUCUACAACUUGUGGUGUCAUGCCUUCAACUCAAUCUGCAUGGUUUUUGACUGUUUUAUGGUGGCCUACCCGAACCGUCUCAUGCACUUCGUGUAUCCCAUCUCCGUUGUGCUUAUUUUCUUAGUGCAUUCCUUGAUCUACUAUUGGGCUGGAGGCACUGACAUGGACGGAAAUCGCUUUAUCUACUAUGCUUUGGACUGGGCACGUCCUGGCCUGGCAAUUGGCUUUGUGUGCGCCGCCUUGGUUCUAAUCUGCUGCUUCGCCUUGGUGGCCUUUGGUAUUUACAGAUUGCGCAUUUCCUUAUACAGAUGUUGUAACAAGGAGAAGGAAACAACAUCCAUAGAAGCUACUCCAAAAGAAUCAUCUCUAACUGUUUAA